AUGACAAUAUUCAGUUUUUGCGCGAUUCUCCUCUGUUACCUCUGUCAUACAGUGUUUUCUUACUAUAUUCAGGUAAUUAUUCACACGACGAAAAGUGUGAACACUGAAAAAUUCAUGCAUUUUCAGACAAAACGCUUCGAUUAUGAUCCGUCGCCGAUUCUAAUGUACAAUCAGAUGUAUUCGCAUUCAAAUUGGAGACCGUAUCAGUAUCAAACUGAUCGAUCAGUCGAAGAAGGUUAGUUCGAUGAAGCGCGGUAACAAUUUCAACGCAAACUUUUUCAGAUGUGGUGCCCGAUUGGGAAUCUUUGGGCGACGGCGGAACGAUGGACAAGCGAGUGACGGCCGAUCAGAUAAAUUCUUUGUUGAAAAACGCGUGGCUCGGUCGAUAG
Messenger RNA from Caenorhabditis sp. 36 PRJEB53466, 389 nucleotides. The record is from the annotation of a GenBank genome assembly. NCBI's taxonomy places the organism in Eukaryota, Metazoa, Nematoda, Chromadorea, Rhabditida, Rhabditidae.